AUGGCCAGAUCCACCAAAAAGACUAAGUGCUCCCGAGGACAUCGAAACCCAAGCUCCCGAAAGAAAUCACAUUCCUGCACUGAUUUUAACCGAAAUUACUCACUCUACAUCCGGAGGGUCCUGAAGGAAGUGGAUCCCCAGAGAAGCAUAUCAUCUGGCACCUUGGACAUCAUGAACUCCGUGAUCAACGACAUCUUUGAGCGCAUUUCUACGCAAGCCAACAACUUGAUGUGUUUCAGAAAUCGUUGUACCCUCACCCAUGAAGAUAUCCAGAAGGCAAUGUAUAUGCUGUUUCCUGGGAAACGAGCUAAGUAUGCAGUGACUUUUGGAAGUGAAGCUGUCCAAAGAUAUGUCCACUCCAAAAACAAUUUACCAGCUUAA
Messenger RNA from Myotis daubentonii (Daubenton's bat), 381 nucleotides. Its product is annotated as histone H2B subacrosomal variant-like. Gene Ontology annotation, cellular component: nucleosome. Gene Ontology annotation, molecular function: structural constituent of chromatin; DNA binding; protein heterodimerization activity. The record is from RefSeq and is a predicted model, not a curated record. Lineage: Eukaryota; Metazoa; Chordata; Mammalia; Chiroptera; Vespertilionidae.